UGAAACUAUACACCAGCACACACCUCUCCUUGUUUUUAAGCCUCACAGUCUACUCUUUAGGUCUCCAAGUCUUAUUACAGCAGGAUUUGUUUUACUUUCUUCUCAGCGGCUACUGUAUUACCUUUGAUCAUAUCUUCUAGGAUCUGCCAGGCCCCCACAGGUGGACUAUGCCUCCUUCAGAAACCUGACAGAGGGGGCUUCUAUGCUGCUCAGUGCCCAUCUGGAAAGGGCUUGAGCUGAAACCUCAGAAGAGUCUAUUGGGUUAUUGCUGAAAAUGAGUUCAUCUGCUUCACCUGCGCCCAUCACUACAGUUCCUUCAAACACAACGUCUGUGACUAAGUCUAGAGAACAAAUACUUAUCCAGAGCUCUGGGGCUAUGAUUGCUGUCAUUGUCAUAGGCAUCAUUAUAAUUCUUGCCGUUGUUCUCAUCAUUCUGAAGACAUAUAACAGGCGAACACAUGAGUCAAGACUUCUAGGAGGCAGGUCGGGCUCCAAACCCCGUCCAAAGUUAUCCCAGUCCACAGUUAAUGGCAGCGUGCCUCUCAGCACCAUAUCAGGCAGCAUCAACAACUCCAACCCGGCUUCAGAAAAUGGCUUCCAGCUGCCCAGAGCGGAGCUCAGCAGUGUGGAGGGAAACAACAUAGACCAGUUCAGCACCACCAGCGACUACAGCGAAUCCACUGUGGUCACCAUACAUGACGCACCCUCUCCAUUCAACACAUAGCACACAGACUGCAGUUCAGGCUGAAAGCAGACACUGACUGAUGCUUUAUCUCCAGACCAGACCGCAAUCUGUGCUGACUGAAACCUGUGGGAAUCUAUGAUCUCUCUCUGUCAGUGUGGACCCGCUGAGCUGCUGCAGGUGACUGAAUCAUGAACAAAAUGGUGUCACAUUCAAGAGCCUUGGAUUAUGAAGGAUACAGCAUAAAGACAAUCUGAUGAUUGGAAAAAAAAUGUUUUGAUGUUUGAGUUCUCACCUUUUAUUUGAGAAACCAUACUUAAAUAAAGCAGUGAAAUAUAAUGGCUGCCAUGACAGACAAUGUUUGGUGUGAAGGAUUUAGUUCUUUAAACUCUACUUUUGGAUCCAUGAUCCUAUCCAGUGUCAGUAGCCCCACUUUUGUUUGGAAAAAGUUUAUUUAAAGACAUCUUCAUCAUCAAAUGGGGCAGUCUAUGAGAAGUUUUAAAUUCAAUAACUGAAAUAUAAAUAUGCUAGAUGACAGUUUAUUGUGCAACAUUUAGCAGUAUAACUGAUUGUGUUAAACCGGAUUUAUUACCCAUAAUUCUGUCUUAGUGUUUUCCUCACAGAUUAGUUUAGGUUUUAUUUUGUUUAGCAUCUGUCAGUAAAACCCGUUGAUGUGAAUUCUGAAAGAAAUUGAAACGAAAGUAUUUUGCACUUUAUAUCAUUGUUCCUUGUCUCUUAGGGUGUUUUUUUUAUUGUAUCUGUUUGUCUUUCUUUGUGACUUAUGAUUAUAAUAAAAUUACAAUAUUUUAUGUUUGAA
Messenger RNA from Cyprinodon tularosa, 1499 nucleotides. RefSeq names its product non-compact myelin associated protein (gene ncmap). Gene Ontology annotation, molecular function: structural constituent of myelin sheath. Bases 275 to 724 code for a protein of 149 amino acids. Gene Ontology annotation, biological process: regulation of myelination. The transcript is spliced from 4 exons. Gene Ontology annotation, cellular component: plasma membrane; paranode region of axon; Schmidt-Lanterman incisure. Lineage: Eukaryota; Metazoa; Chordata; Actinopteri; Cyprinodontiformes; Cyprinodontidae. The record is from RefSeq and is a predicted model, not a curated record.